AUGCUCAAGUUCUCGAUCGACGUCCUUCUUUCCACGUCUCCAUGUCGUUCGUCUGGAAUUUUUCCGUUUCCAGCCAAUCCAUCUUUAUUCGCAGACUCCUCGUCAGGUGAAGAUGAAUCGAAUCGAAAAAAGUUUCCAUGUGAAAUAUGUGGAAAACAGUUCAAUGCACAUUACAAUUUGACUCGUCAUAUGCCAGUUCAUACAGGAGAACGUCCAUUUGUUUGUAAAGUAUGCGGAAAAGCAUUUCGUCAAGCUUCAACUCUCUGCCGUCACAAAAUUAUUCACACUGACAGUAAACCUCAUAAGUGCAAAACAUGUGGAAAAUGUUUCAAUCGGUCGUCAACACUCAACACUCAUGUGAGGAUACAUCAAGGAUUCAAACCGUUCGUUUGUGAAGUUUGUGGAAAGGGAUUUCAUCAGAACGGAAAUUACAAAAAUCAUCGAUUGACGCAUGAAGAGACCAAAAAGUUCUCUUGUACAAUUUGCAACAGGGCAUUCCAUCAAUCAUAUAAUCUUGCGUUUCAUAUGUUCACCCACGAAGAACAUAAACCAUUCACUUGUCAAGUAUGUUCUAAAGGAUUCUGCCGCAACUUUGAUCUAAAAAAGCAUCUUCGUAAAAUGCAUUCAACUUCCAUGAAUCCACUGACUCCAUAA
This is a messenger RNA of Caenorhabditis remanei, 654 nucleotides long. RefSeq lists its product as uncharacterized. Bases 1 to 654 code for a protein of 217 amino acids. Gene Ontology annotation, biological process: regulation of transcription by RNA polymerase II. NCBI's taxonomy places the organism in Eukaryota, Metazoa, Nematoda, Chromadorea, Rhabditida, Rhabditidae. Gene Ontology annotation, molecular function: RNA polymerase II cis-regulatory region sequence-specific DNA binding; DNA-binding transcription factor activity, RNA polymerase II-specific. The transcript is spliced from 6 exons. Gene Ontology annotation, cellular component: nucleus. The record is from RefSeq and is a predicted model, not a curated record.